AGUUGGCUACCUAAUAACUUUUGAUUAGGAGGGGCGAAGGCGACGACGGUAGGGCAGCAAAUUUGCGGUGUAGGCGAUCGGCGGAAUCUCUUGCAAGUUCAUCCCGGACUGGAACUGAAAACCUAGUCAAUUUUGCAAACACUGGUUCGUCUUCAGGCGUCUUCGAAUUCAAUGGUUUCUGCUGUCUCGACCUGCAUUCCCAUCAUCUGUCCCAUUUUCCGCUCCACUGAGCUCCUCACAUGAUUCCGACUCAAUGUUUUCUGUUCUGAUUGUCUCCGUUCAAAAGCUGAAAUAUUAUUUGUGAUCAACGAUGAACGCGGAAGAGGUAUUGGAGGAGCUUCUCAACGUAGAAGUGCAGAUAAAUGAAGUCCAAGCUGAAAUAAAUGUACUUCUGGAACACCAAGACAACUUGUACCAAAGAAAGUCCGAGUUGAAGUCUUUGUUAGAGCUCUGCAAAGAAACAGAAGAUUCCGACACCCAUGGCAAAGGCACUUCUACGAGCCAAGAAAAUUGGUCUGGUUCAUUUAAAUGGGAUUCUGAAGCGGACAACGUUAAGUUGAACAUCUUUGGCAUAUCCACAUAUCGUGCAAAUCAACGAGAGAUUAUCAAUGCUGUCAUGAGUGGGCGAAAUGUUUUGGUGAUUAUGGCUGCUGGAGGUGGGAAGAGUCUUUGUUACCAGCUACCAGCUCUUCUAUAUGAUGGACUUGCACUGGUUGUCAGUCCUUUACUCUCUUUGAUUCAGGAUCAGGUUAUGGGUUUGGCUGCUUUAGGAAUUCCAGCAUCUAUGCUUACAUCAGCAACAAGUAAAGAAGAUGAGAAGUUCAUAUAUAAAAAUCUCGAAAAGGGUGAAGGAAAUAUAAAAAUAUUAUAUGUCACACCAGAAAAGAUAUCAAAGAGCAAGAGAUUUAUGUCAAAACUUGAAAAGUGCUAUCAUGCUGGACGUCUUUCUCUUAUUGCAAUUGACGAGGCUCAUUGCUGUAGUCAGUGGGGUCAUGACUUUCGACCUGACUACAAGAAUCUUGGUAUUCUGAAGACUCAGUUUCCAAAUGCUCCUGUUAUUGCUUUAACUGCAACUGCCACUCAGAGGGUCCAAAAUGAUCUGGUGGAGAUGCUUCGCAUCCCCAAAUAUGUUAAAUUUGUCAGUACAGUCAACAGACCGAACCUCUUUUACAUGGUACGAGAAAAGUCAUCCGUUAGUAAGGUGGUGAUGGAUAAAAUAGCUGAAUUUAUACAAGAAUCUUAUCCAAACAAUGAAUCUGGGAUAAUAUACUGCUUUUCCCGAAAGGAGUGUGAGCAGGUUGCAAAGGAGUUAUGUGCGAGGGGUAUUGCUGCCGACUAUUAUCAUGCUGAUAUGGAUUCUGUUGCACGUGAGAAAGUUCAUAUGCGGUGGAGCAAUUCUAGAUUGCAGGUUAUCGUCGGCACGGUAGCCUUUGGUAUGGGAAUCAACAAACCAGAUGUUAGGUUUGUCAUUCAUCACAGUCUGAGCAAAUCAAUGGAAACAUACUAUCAGGAAAGUGGUCGUGCUGGACGGGAUGGGCUUCCAUCCGAAUGCCUACUUUACUAUAGGCCUGGUGAUGUUCCAAGACAAAGUUCAAUGGUAUUUUAUGAGAAUUCCGGAUUGGAGAAUCUCUAUGGUAUUGUUCAAUAUUGUCAGUCCAAAAAACAAUGUCGCCGUAGUGCCUUUUUCCAGCAUUUUGCCGAGCCAUUAAAAGACUGCAAUGGGAUGUGUGAUACGUGUGCAGUCUCCAGCGAGGUGAAGGAAGUCGAUAUUUGUAGUCAUGCUAGAGUUAUUAUUUCAAUAUUACAAGAUGUACAGAACAGCAAUCAGAGGAUGACAAUGUUGCAAUUGGUUGACAAAUUGAAAGUAAAACACAACGAACUAGUUUCUGACCUGAGGAGGGAGGAAAUAGAGCAACUUAUCAUACAACUGUUAUUAGAUCGUGUUUUGAAAGAAGAAUUUCAGCAUACAGCUUAUGCUACAAAUGCGUAUGUUACUGUUGGGCCAUUGUCCAGGCAAGUAUUGCAAGGGAAGAAGGCUGUGAAACUUGAGAUUUCCAGCAAACAAAAGGUAACUGGUGUUAAAUCUAGAAGAAAAGGUAUUGCUUCAUCAGGUUUAGAGUACAAGCUUGACGAGUUACGCAAGGAACUUGCUUCUGCUGGCGGAGGCAUAUUCCCUCAUUCAGUGCUCUCUACUCAGCAAAUCGGCGUAUUAAGUGACCAAAAGCCCACUUCCUUGGAUGAGUUGGAAACGAUGAUUGGAAAAGUGAAGGCAGAGAAGUAUGGAAAAAGAAUUCUCGAGGAAGUAGAAAAGUGGUCCAUUGCUCAAAGCCAGAAUGCUUCUUCACAAGAAGAGCAAGAACUAGAAGAUGAAACUAGGACUGCAAAGAGACCAAAAACCAUCAACUCUCAUGUCAUUAUUGAGAGCAGCGACGAGGAAUCCUAAUGAGUUCAAUUGAGACUUGGCAACGUAUGCACUUGUCUUCUUCAUAUUACCGAUUUUGGCGUCAGGAUCACAAAUCUACUGGUUUGUAGUUUCCUAUUUGAGGCUGCUGUGAUUAAAGGCAUAUGGUUUUUGGUUGUUUCCUAUUUUGAUGGAUUCCAAGGGGAUUCUUCAUUACUGAUAGAGCAGAACUUCAAUUGCCCAUGUCUUGAUCUGGGUUUAAAUUUUGAGAAUUUGAUGUAUACUUAAUUUUCCCUUGAAUUAUUUAUUCUCCAAGAGUUUGUUUUACUUUUGGAAUGGAAAGGUGGAGAAUAAUCUUAUUUGGAUUUGAAUGCAUAAAAAUGAUGUUUAGUACAUGACAUUGACAAUGAAGUUUCAGAAUGAAUAAAAGAUUGGUAGGCUAAGAUGUGUUUGGAUUGCAUAA
Messenger RNA from Momordica charantia (bitter melon), 2864 nucleotides. RefSeq names its product RECQ helicase L2 (gene RECQL2). The record is from RefSeq and is a predicted model, not a curated record. Lineage: Eukaryota; Viridiplantae; Streptophyta; Magnoliopsida; Cucurbitales; Cucurbitaceae. Gene Ontology annotation, biological process: DNA replication; double-strand break repair via homologous recombination. Gene Ontology annotation, cellular component: chromosome; mediator complex; cytoplasm. Gene Ontology annotation, molecular function: nucleic acid binding; four-way junction helicase activity; ATP binding.